AACCAAGAGCCCCGCUGUGCAACCUCUCCCUGGACAACUUCUACGGGGUGAUUUUUUCACCGGCGUGGCCCCCGGACGCGCACCCGGGGGCCGCCCACUGCCAGUGGGCCCUGGAUGCCCACGACAGCCGCCCGCUGAGCAUCCGCUUUACCGCCAUCGACCUGGACGUCCGGGACUCUCUGCUGGUGUACGAGGGGGCGCCCGGCAGCACGCCCCGCCCUCGCUUGCUGCGCAACUUGGACUACACCAGCAACGGCAAGGUUGUUUCCGUCGACUCCCCGUCCAGCCGUGCGUGGGUCCUGUACCAGGCUGUCCCGGGAACGACACGCCUGGGGUUCAAUGCCACUUACCACGUGCAGGGCUACUGUGUCCCGUGGGAUUUUCCAUGUGGCGGCGGAGACGGCGAAGGGGCCAGCUGCUACAGCGCCGCCGAGCACUGCGACGGCAUCUGGGACUGCGCCAACGGCGCCGACGAGGACGGCUGCGGCGGCUGUCCACACGGGCAUUUCCCUUGUGGCGGGGGAGGCUCCAGCGGGGCCGCCUGCUACGGGCCGGCCGACCGCUGCAAUUACCAGACCUUGUGUGCGGAUGCCGCCGACGAGCGGCACUGCUACACGUGCCAGCCAGGCAAUUUCAGGUGUCGGGACGGGCGCUGCAUCUACGAGAGCUGGGUGUGCGACGGGCAGGCGGACUGCACCGACGGCUCCGACGAGGCGGACUGCUCCUACGUCCUCCCGCGCAAAGUGGUGACGGCGGCGGUCAUCGGCAGCCUGGUCUGCGGCCUCCUCCUGGUGAUCGCGCUGGGCUGCACUUGCCGCCUCUACGCCCUCCGCAGCCACGAGUUUGGGGUCGUAGCCCCCAUGUCACGGAUGGAGGCCCAGAUGGUCCAGCGGCAAGCUCCCCCUUCCUACGGGCAACUCAUCGCUCGUGGCGUCAUCCCCCCCGUCGAUGGCUUCCCUACCGAGCACCCCAGUCAGAACUCGGUGCUGGGGAAUCUGCGGUCUCUGUUGCAUCUGUUGCGCCGUGACCCAGCCGCCGCCACUGCCCCCAACGGGGGUCGCCACCCACACCGCAGCCGCUUCCUGCGCCGCCUCGUGAGGCGCAUGCGUCGGUGGGGACUCCUCCCUAGGCCCCCUCCAUCUUCCUCUGCCACGACAACCGUAACCGGUGGCGCCGCCUCUUCUCCCCAGUCUGCUCCUGACACCCAGCCCGAGCUGCUUUCGGGGGAAGAAAAUACGACUUCCGUCCAACACGAAGAGCAGGCCCCGCCUCUUCCUCAGAAAGUCCCGCCUACUCCCGAGCCUUUGCUGGAGCCCCAGGCCCCUCGCCCCCCUCCCACUCCGUGUCUCUCAGGAAUGAUGCAAACUCUCCGUGUCCGGCUCUUUCCCCCUGCACCUCCAUGCUCUGUAGAGGCCGGCGACACCCUCAGCGUGCCCCCGUCCCCCGAGGAUGAAGACGACGUGUUGCUGGUCCCUCUCACCGACCCUCGGCUCCAGAACACAGAUGCAUCGUGGGACGAUGAGCCCCUUCUGACCUGACAACCCCACUGAUUCCCUCUCGUGGCCGAGGUGACCCCCCUCUAUCUCUGUCUAACACUGGACAUUCCCUUUAAGAGGUUCACAGCCAAGUAAUAGUGAAUGAAGUAGGAAAGAAAUAAUUGACUGGCAGUUAAAAAAAAGUAAAUGUUCUUCAAGGUUCUGUUUCUGCUCUUGGCACUGGACCAAGAGCGUAGAUUACUGGUGCCACUGUGACAGUUCAAUCUUCUGAUUUAUUGGAGGAUGCAAAACUUCAGUGUAGCUGAAUAUCCAUGUGCCAGUUAAAUAACAUUUCUUAAAGGGGAUGCGGGUCACCUGGGAUUAGGUUUUUUGGUGACAAGCCAUGAGAAAGAUGUUCUGGUCCAGCCAGUCAUCUUGACGUUCUUUCCUCUUUUUUCAGACCCACAAGCGACAGGCCGCGGGUUCAGCUGGCACUGAAAUAUGGCUUUUUCUGGAGAACAGGAGAAGUACAUGCACUUGACAUUUUAAAAAAUGUUCUUAGAAAGUGAGGAGGUGGGGAUGGAAAAUAAAUAUGUUCUCGCAGGGAGACACGACCGUAUUCCUCUGCCUAUAAGGAGAAGGAAGCAGAGAGAUUUGUUUAGCAAUCAAUAGUGGCUCUAAAAGUCAGUGACUGUACGGGCUGAGCCCCGAACGUUGUUUUGUAAUGAUGCAGUACAGGAAAGCAAAAACGUACUCCAGCAAGAAAAAUGAUUUUUUUAACGAAGUUGCGGGAAGACUUCUAAGAAGGCAACGAGGCUAAAAAAAACAAAUGUUUAAAGUCGGUGACUCCCUUGGAAGUCUUGUUUUCCCCCCCGCAGCGGUCAGAAAAUAGUUUUAAGACAGAGAGCAAAGACGGAAGCUAUUUUGAUCUUCUAUUGAUGUUUUGUAAGUAAAUUAUUUUUUAAAACACAGGAAGUGAGAGAAGCUACAUUUUUUGCACAAGACCUUGUCGUGCCCAAUCAGAUGUAAAUAAGGGGAAUUUUGUAUGAAGAAUUAAAAGCAAUUUAGUAGUAAUCGCCACCGAUUGUUUCCGUUACAAUGACAGAAAGAAGGAAAAACAAAUAUGCACAAUAAACUUGAUCGAGCUUAAAAUAUUUAUAUGAUUUUGAAAGGCGAGGAAUUAUCUCUGCUUUAAAAUGACAUGUUAAAAGAUUAUUUCUAAAACCGGGUGAGUUUAAGGCUUCAUUGAUGGCGGUGUGCGAAGAAGACUGUUUUUAUAAAUGUUAUUUUAGAAUCUUCAUUGUGUUUGAUUAAAAACUGACAAAGGAUGACGGAUAUACAUUAAGCUUAUUUCUUAGCCAGGUGUUCAAAAUGGUAAACAUAAAAUCUGUGUUGAAUCUCAGCCCAAACAGGUAUUCUUCUUUUUAAAAGAACCCACAAUUAAGCCAUAUCGAAGGCAAUUCAAAAAGAAAAUAGUAGGUUUCAGCUGUGAUUCUCCUGUCAUGCUUGUAAAAGAAUAAUGGUGCGACUGACCUAUGAGAAUACUGUUGAUGGCUAAUUUUGCGUGUAAAAGAAAGAUGUUUAUGCCCACAUGCAUUAUUAUCUGGAACUCAAGGCGUAAUUCUCUGCAGAUCCGGCUUUGUUUGAAACAGUUCUGUUAAAAGCGCUGCGGAAAACUAAUUGGGCAGGUGAGGAACACACAUUAGAUUUGUUAGUCCGCACUUCCCACUCAAAAUGAUUGCCACAAGACAAAUUACUGGAGUAUCUGGCAAAAUGGAUCCGCUCCAUCUGUGCCUCAAAGUUCUGUUUCGAGGAAAUUAACCAAAUAACUUUAGAAUCAGGGAGUCGGGGCUCCGUUCAGGGAUUGCCCCUUCCGGAGCCACCGUGCAAACCUUUCCCCUAGUAAAAUAAAGCCGAGGAGGGCCAAUGCACCCAACAGGACUCCUGGUCUAGUGUUAAAAUGACAAAUCCCUGGUGGUCUGCAAGCCCCGACUUUAUUUAUCUAUGUUAAACAUUCCUUGCAGAGAUUCUUCUUCAGAAAUCGGCGAUGACACCAGUUCAUGUUUUCCUGCUGUUCUGUCCUCUUCCCCCCCGGGGGUGGGUUUGAAUAUGAAUAACAGUGAUCACAUUGAGUUAGAUGAGCAAAUAUUUGCACUGCCUGAUGUCUUUGAGCUGUGAGUACUAACCG
Molecule: messenger RNA, 3663 nt
Organism: Gekko japonicus
Lineage: Eukaryota; Metazoa; Chordata; Lepidosauria; Squamata; Gekkonidae
Gene: LRP10
Product: LDL receptor related protein 10
Exons: 3
Cellular component (GO): plasma membrane
Molecular function (GO): protein binding
Source: RefSeq, a predicted model, not a curated record